Messenger RNA from Ipomoea nil (Japanese morning glory), 1559 nucleotides. Its product is annotated as trihelix transcription factor ASIL2. The coding region runs from base 285 to 1352 and encodes 355 amino acids. The transcript has 2 exons. Gene Ontology annotation, cellular component: nucleus. Lineage: Eukaryota; Viridiplantae; Streptophyta; Magnoliopsida; Solanales; Convolvulaceae. Gene Ontology annotation, molecular function: transcription cis-regulatory region binding. The record is from RefSeq and is a predicted model, not a curated record.
UCUGAGAACUCUUUGACACCUCAGUUCCCAAUCUCCCCUCUUUUCUUCCACUAUCAAAACCCUAAUCUCCGAGAUCAGAGCUCCAAGGUCUGUAAUUCCUUUCAUUUUUCCCUUUCUUAUUUUGAAGUUUCCUUCAAACCCAUAUCAAUUUCGCCUCUAAUUUUGGUUUUCAACAAUAAAGUUCUCCAAUUUUCUGUCAAGAAUAAGGGGGGAAAAAACCCAAUUUAUUUAUAUAGAUAUAAAGAAAGAGGUUCGAGCUGGCGGGGAGAAGAUAUUCCGAAGAUAUGGAUGAUUCUGAUGAUGAAGGAAGGUACUCACAAAAACCCACUUCUGUUUACAGCUUUUCUUCUCGAUCGAGACGCCCAAUUAGGAACCCUAGCUCUUAUCCUAAAGACACCCAUUAUAGUAGAUACAAGAACGAAUAUGAAUACGAUGAUACUGAAGAGUCUGAUGAAGGAGAAGAUGAUCCGGAAUUCAACGGGGGGGCUGAGAAUGGGUAUGAUUUCAGGAACAAGAAGAAAAGAAAGAUGGAGUCUUUAGCGUCAAAUUACGAGUUUGCCCCUCGUGCCGUGGGAAAUUUACAAGGAACUACGCGAGGUGGAGGGAGCUCGAGGGGGGCGUGGAGUGAGGAGGAGAGUUUCGUGUUGUUGGAGGUGUGGGGGGAGAGAUAUUUGGAGUUGGGGAGGAGAAGUUUGAGGGGUGAGGAUUGGGUUGAUGUAGCUGAGAAGGUUUCAGAGCUGAUUGGGGUGGAGAAGAGCGAGAUCGACUGUAGGAAUCAGUUGGAUGUGUUGAAGAAGAAGUACAAGAAGGAGAGGGAGAAGAUGGAGAAAAUGGGAGGUGGGUUUUCGAGCAAGUGGCCUUUUUUCAAGAAAAUGGAUGUAUUGAUGAAUUUGAGGAUGAAAGGGCAUUGUGGGUUGGGUUGUGGGGUUGAUUCUGGCGAGUACGUGUUUAUGGACCCUCGAAUGUAUUUAGAUAGGUCUAACGUUAUGGAUGAGAUGAGGGAUAGUCCUGCAGGAUCGGAUGUAGAUAACGAGGACGAGCAAGAAGAGAUGGAAGGGGAUGCAGGAUGGGAGGAAGACGAGGAAUCUGCCAAGUUGUUAGCCGAGUCGAUUCAAAGGUUCGGGGAUAUAUAUGAGAAGAUUGAGAAUAGUAAGAGGAAACAAAUGAUGGAAUUGGAAAAGAUGAAGUGGGAAUUCCAGAGGGAAUUGGAGAUGCAAAAGAAGCAAAUUGUUGAGAGGGCACAGGCAGAAAUUGCUAAGAUAAGGGAUACAGAAGAUAGCGGUGGGGAUGAUGAUGAAGACGAUGAAGAGGAGGAGAACAAUAAUGUUUCAGCUGAGAAGCUCAAUGGGUGAUGCAGGGCAUAGUGGGAAGAAGAUGAUUAGAGAGCAGAAGUCAUGUGUUCUCGAGCAACUUUUCUUUUUUCUUUUUUUUCUUGUAUUGUAAGCAGCUGAUGGAUGAAUUGGCUUUAAUACUGCAUAAUUUGCACUUUUGUUUAUUGAUUAGAUUAUGACAAUGAAGUUGAAAGUUAGCUCAAAUAAGAAUUUCUACUUUUCAUUUUA